CUCACCUCUGGAAGACCACUUGUUGCAUCCAAGAAAAUAUCUGCUUACGUUUUCUUAUCAAUUCAUCUUCAUCAAAAUGCAUAAUUUUUGAACCGCUACGUUCUUCUAAAUUUUCAGUCUUUUAUUUAAUCAUUUUAUUCGUUUAAUUCGUAUCUUCUGCAUCUAUAUGACUUAAGUAGUUUCACGUCACCAAAAAAUGAUCUUAUUACGUUAACAGUGUUUCUGAAUUCGUCUCUAAAAUUAAGUCGCUCUAAUUUCAUCUCAUCUACAGCUCACUUCGUCUAAGUACAUCAUGCAAGAUGCUCCAGAUGCAUCAAAUACCACCAUACAAGCAAACGUUGACAAGGAACGAAGCGAGCUGACCCCUUUAUACUCGAAUGCUAAUGACAACGGAACUUUACGAUUGAUCGUAGCUUUCUUUUUAGGGUUUACUAUAACCCUAACUGUGGCAUUGGGAGUUGGAAUAUACUACGGUAAAUCUCAGGUCGUACCUCACGGAGGUGUUACUAGUGACGAUGAAACAUGCUCGUAUAUAGGAGCUUCUAUAAUGAGACAAGGAGGAAAUGCUGUAGAUGCUGCAAUAGCUGUAUCAUUUUGUAUAGGAGUUGUUACUCCUCAUCUCACCGGAUUGGCUAGCGGCGGUUUUAUGUUAAUUUACGAUCAUAAAGACAGAAAAGUAAUCGACAGUAUAGAUUUUAGAGCUACUAGAAGCAACGAUGGAGGAAUCGGCGUACCAGGAUUUGUAGCUGGACUGUAUAUGGCUCACGAAUUACACGGUAAACUGCCUUGGAAAACUUUAGUUAUGCCAGCUUAUCGUAUGGCGAAGAAUGGGUUCAAAGUAUCGGCUUCUUUGAUCCAAUCGGAGCAACAUUUACACGAACACUCUAAUCAUAAUGAAAACUUGAGACAGUGGUUAACACCGCUUACAGUUGGUGAAAUUAUCAUUAACAUGGAUCUAGCCAGUACUUUAUUAUCUAUCGCAGAAUCUGGACCAGCAGAAUUUUAUAAUAAGACAUUAGUGAACGACUUGAAGUUGGUUGAAAUGAAUUCUGCGGAUAUUAUAAAUUAUAAACCAGUGCGUGGUACUUGGUUGAAAGAAUCGUACGAACAUUACGAUAUUAUAGUACCAGGUCAGGGUUCCGGCGGUCCAUUUUUGUUGAAUAAUCUCAAGCUUUUGAACGAUUCCUUAUCUCCAUUGGUUUCUGCAGUAGAAGCCUAUACAAAUGCGGCAGUAAACUGGGAUCCUCCUUUCGCUUCCAAUAUCAAUACAGUAGACGUGAACGAUCUUUACGUAUCAGUUGUUAGUGGCUUGGGUUCGUUAUUUGGAUCACAGAUAUUAACUGAUUCUGGUUUCAUUCUAAAUAACAUAUUAGAAUUAACUAACGAUACCGAUAUUCGGCCCACUAUGUUGACUACUCCGAUAAUAGUCAUAGAAAAUGAAAAUGUAUGCGGACGUCGACUCGUGUUCGGAGGUGCAGAUGUUCGCGAUGUAGCUCAAGCUUUGGUUUACUUGUUGAGAAAUCCAACGGCGAACAUAACGCAAAGCAUUAGUGAACCCAGAGUUCGAAUCCUGUACCCGAGAAUUUUCGUAGAAAGACCAAAUAGGAUUUCUAACGAUGAUUUUAUUACGUUUCAACAGCAGUAUGAAAUACACGAGGCUCCGAGACCCUAUCCGAGCAUAAAUGUUAUUCAAAAAAUCAAAGAUGAUAUCACAGUGGUAGCUGAUUGGAGAGGUUUUGGUAGCGGAGUUGUGUUUUGAAGCUUUCAAGAUGUUGAAAAGAUGUCUUCCUUUUUGACUGUAUCACUAUAUUUUCUGAUUGCAUUUAAUUUUAACUAUAACAAACGAUCUUAACAUUUUAAUGGUAGCUAUUACCGUUGUAAACGGCUUAGUUGGACAUUUUUUAAAGAGUGAUAAUUUUUUAAAAAUUUGAAUGGUUAUUCGACUACAAUUAGUAUUUCCGUUCUGGUAGAAUAAUGAAAGAAUUUUUGUUAUAAGGGAGAAAAAUAUCGUAUUCCGUCCAGAUAGUGAGUAUAAAAGUGAUUUUCGACAGUUUCGUUUCGAAUCAUUUCCCUCGCUUUUGCUCCCGAGUUGAAUAAAUUACUAUUCUUACAAAGAACCAAAAUGUGAUUUUUGCUCAUGUUCCAAUUUCCUUCUUUUUAAAACUUUUUUAUGUACUUAUUAUGUUAAUUAUUUAUUUUUCACGUUGAUUUUUUUACACUUUUUUAUAUUUUGUUAUGUGAUUUUAAAAAAUUAAAUAUUACUGAACUCCUUGUA
This is a messenger RNA of Planococcus citri (citrus mealybug), 2275 nucleotides long. Its product is annotated as glutathione hydrolase 7-like. NCBI's taxonomy places the organism in Eukaryota, Metazoa, Arthropoda, Insecta, Hemiptera, Pseudococcidae. The transcript has 8 exons. Gene Ontology annotation, cellular component: plasma membrane. Gene Ontology annotation, molecular function: glutathione gamma-glutamate hydrolase. The coding region runs from base 293 to 1759 and encodes 488 amino acids. The record is from RefSeq and is a predicted model, not a curated record. Gene Ontology annotation, biological process: glutathione catabolic process.